AUGCUCAAGAACAUCGUCUCCAGAAACUUUGUUUACCAAUCAAGCAAGGUGCGUCAAUUGUACACAAACUUGCCUAAAUCCAAUGAAGGUGGAAAGGUAUUCAAUAACCGCGAAAGGGCUGCCGAAGGUGUAUGGGCGCGUCAAAUGAACGAACAGGAACUGGAAAAGCUUCACGACCGAUUGAUGGAGCAGCAAAAGACGCUGCAAGACACCCAAAACAAGCUAUCUGAACUAAGAGAUAGUCUCACCAACAACCCAAAGGGCAGCAAAUGA
This is a messenger RNA of Mucor velutinosus, 273 nucleotides long. RefSeq lists its product as uncharacterized. Bases 1 to 273 code for a protein of 90 amino acids. The record is from RefSeq and is a predicted model, not a curated record. NCBI's taxonomy places the organism in Eukaryota, Fungi, Mucoromycota, Mucoromycetes, Mucorales, Mucoraceae. Gene Ontology annotation, biological process: negative regulation of ATP-dependent activity. The transcript is spliced from 2 exons. Gene Ontology annotation, molecular function: ATPase inhibitor activity. Gene Ontology annotation, cellular component: mitochondrion.